Microtus oregoni (creeping vole) is the source of this 2054-nucleotide messenger RNA. RefSeq names its product immunoglobulin superfamily containing leucine rich repeat (gene Islr). Gene Ontology annotation, molecular function: protein binding. Bases 95 to 1381 code for a protein of 428 amino acids. The transcript has 2 exons. NCBI's taxonomy places the organism in Eukaryota, Metazoa, Chordata, Mammalia, Rodentia, Cricetidae. The record is from RefSeq and is a predicted model, not a curated record.
ACAGGCCGAGGCAGAAAGCUCUGUGCAGAGGAGAAGCUGGGGUCCACUUCCAUCCUGUCUUCACCUUGCCUGCCUACACGACCUUGGAGUUACCAUGCAGGAACUGUGCCUGCUUUGCUGGGCUGUUCUCCUGAACCUGGUGCAAGCUUGUCCGGAGUCCUGUGACUGUAGCAAGAAGUAUGGCUUCCAGAUUGCAGACUGUGCCUAUCGUGACCUGGAGGCCGUGCCACCAGGCUUCCCAGCCAAUGUGACCACACUGAGUCUGUCAGCCAACAGGCUGCCAGGCCUGCCGGAGGGAGCUUUUAACGAGGUGCCCCUACUGCAGUCGCUGUGGCUGGCACACAAUGAGAUCCGCUCGGUGGCUGCUGGUGCCCUGGCCUCUCUGGGCCAGCUCAAGAGUCUGGAUGUCAGUCACAAUCUCAUCUCCGAGUUUGCCUGGGGCGACUUGCACAACCUCAGCGCUCUGCAGUUGCUCAAGAUGGACAGCAAUGAGCUGGCCUUUAUCCCUCGGGAUGCCUUCCGCAGCCUCCGUGCCCUGCGCUCCCUGCAGCUCAAUCACAACCGUCUGCACUCUUUGGCUGAGGGCACCUUUGCACCCCUCACCGCGCUGUCUCACUUGCAGAUCAAUGACAACCCUUUUGACUGCACCUGCGGCAUUGUGUGGUUCAAGACAUGGGCCCUGGCUACAGCAGUGUCUAUUCCGGAACAGGACAACAUUGCCUGUACUUCACCACAUGUGCUGAAGGGCACCCCACUGAGCCGUCUGCCACCCCUGCCCUGCUCAGCACCCUCGGUGCAGCUAAGCUACCAGCCCAGCCAGGACGGAGCAGAGCUGCGGCCUGGCUUUGUGCUGGCACUCCACUGCGAUGUGGAUGGACAGCCAGUCCCCCAGCUUCACUGGCAUAUCCACACCCCUGGUGGCACAGUGGAGAUCGCCAGUCCUAAUGUAGGCACCGACGGACGUACCCUACCUGGUGCCCUUGCAGCCAGCGGGCGGCCACGCUUCCAGGCCUUUGCCAAUGGUAGUCUACUUAUCCCUGACUUUGGCAAGCUGGAGGAGGGCACCUAUAGCUGUCUGGCCACCAACGAGCUAGGCAGUGCUGAGAGCUCUGUGAAUGUGGCACUGGCCACUCCUGGCGAGGGGGGCGAGGAUACACUGGGACGCAGGUUCCAUGGCAAAGCAGUGGAGGGCAAAGGAUGCUACACAGUUGACAACGAGGUACAGCCGUCUGGACCCGAGGACAAUGUGGUUAUCAUUUACCUCAGCCGUGCCGGGGCCCCGGAGGCUGCAAUUGCAGCAGAAGGGAAGCCUGCGCAGCAGCUCUCGGGCCUGCUUCUACUGGGCCAAAGCUUGCUUGUUCUCUCCCUUGCCUGCUUCUAACCACACCUUGUCCCAGCUGGCUGGAGCAGCCCCAGGGCCUUUCCAGCUCCUCCUGACCCUGCCAAGGUUCCUUCUAAGUACUGAGGUCUGGGGCUGGUGAGGCCUGAGGUUGGCCUGGCAACUUCAUAUUUUCCUACCUCCCUUUCUAAGCUCUUCCAGGCCACUCGUUGCUCCAACUUGUCGAUCUGCUCAGAGCUAGCAGCUAGGAUAGAACCAUAUCCCAGAACUCAUCGUCUCUGGUGCUAAUUGCUGCUAACAGUAUUGCCUAUGCUCCUGUCAGGGGCAGCAUGCUAACAGGGCACCAAUGAUGCCCUAACCCUGGCCCACUUUAUGCACUGAGGUAAGGAGCUUGGGGAGGCCACCCAAGUGGGUACUGGGGCCGGGUUGGAGGGGAACCUGGAGUGGCCAGUACAGGAUCUGGAAAGGGGGUACUACAGGAAGGGCUGGGGAUGCUGAAAGCUCUCCCUGUCUUCUUAAUGUCCUCUGGUGAAAUGUGGAAACUGUCCCUGGCUGGGCCUCUCUCUCCUCUCGCUCCAAAUCCCACAGCCUGUGCCUGCUUCUCGAGACUCUUGUCCCUCCUUUAUUUCCAAGUGUGUACCGGUAACCUGCCUCUCCAAAGAAGCUAGCCAGUCUGGGAUAGCCGGGGGAAAAAAUAAACAGCAUUUCUGAUGCC